GGCGUGCUUCAGUCGCCCGCGCGACCCCGCUGCCGCCGGCCGCGCGCUAUGGACGAAGUUCGGGCGCGAGACCGCGCGCCGCUCACCGUCAUCGUCGCCCCGAGCAACGUUUCACCGCCGCGACUGUCCCCCGCGGACCUCCUGCCCGACGGCGAUGCGGCGUUUCACCCUCUCUCGGCCGUUAACGGUCGGCUGACACCUCCGGGGCUCGAGCCCGCCUCGUACGCCACAUUGACGCCGCUCCUUCCACUACCCCCCAUUAGUACAGUAUCCGACAAGUUCGCGUACCAUGCUGGGGGCACCUUUACAGUUAUCCAACAGCAACAGUCAUACGCGUCGCUGUCUCCCGCCCCUUAUAAUGAGCCCUUAUCCCCCCAGUCUGCGUAUAGCAGGCGGAGUGUGUCUCCAAACUCUUUUGAGAGGAGAUCGCCGACUCCGCCGCUGCCGAGUCCAGGAUUGGAUCUCAACGCUGCUCUGCUGGCGAGAGAAGAGCAGCAGCAAGCCCAGCAGGCGCAACAAGCGCAGAACGACACAGAAGAGAUCAACACAAAAGAAUUGGCGCAGAGGAUAAGUGGGGAGUUGAAGAGGUACUCGAUACCUCAGGCGAUAUUCGCGCAGAGGGUGUUGUGUCGGUCCCAAGGGACUCUAAGCGACUUGCUAAGGAACCCGAAGCCGUGGUCGAAGCUGAAGUCGGGGAGGGAGACGUUCAGGCGGAUGUGGAAGUGGUUGCAGGAGCCCGAGUUCCAGAGGAUGUCCGCGCUGAGGCUAGCAGGUAUGGAGCAUGGACGCUUCUCGCUAUUACAUAGUGUUAAGUUAUUAUUAGCGUGGUAA
Messenger RNA from Manduca sexta (tobacco hornworm), 831 nucleotides. RefSeq names its product hepatocyte nuclear factor 6-like. Gene Ontology annotation, cellular component: nucleus. Gene Ontology annotation, molecular function: DNA-binding transcription factor activity, RNA polymerase II-specific; RNA polymerase II cis-regulatory region sequence-specific DNA binding. The record is from RefSeq and is a predicted model, not a curated record. Gene Ontology annotation, biological process: regulation of transcription by RNA polymerase II. The transcript has a single exon. NCBI's taxonomy places the organism in Eukaryota, Metazoa, Arthropoda, Insecta, Lepidoptera, Sphingidae. The coding region runs from base 49 to 831 and encodes 260 amino acids.